GGCGGCACGGCCAGUCUCGGGCGUCGCCUGCCGCUGCUGCUGUCGCCGGCACUGCCGCUCCUGGCAGGUCCUGCGCCGGGCGGCGGCGGCAGCAGCAGCUGCUGAGCCCAGCCUGGCAGCGCCCGAGGCGCGAGCGGCGGCGAACAAAGGCCCGGCCGGAGCGAGCGCGCAGGGACUCCAUCCCCGGCUGCCGGCGCUCCUCCCCUCCCCGGGCCAGCCCCCUCCUCCCCUCCCCUCCCUCCCCGGCGCUGAAAUAGGAGCCCGGACGCGGCGCGGGGAGACUCGGUGCUCCAGUGCGACGGGCCGGCGGAGCCAGCGGCGCGCAGCGAGGGACAGAGAGAGAGAGAGACCCCCGCAGUGGGCGCGCCCCGUCGGCGCCGCCAGCAGGACAGCUGCUGUCAUGGAGACCUGUAACCGCAACGUGGCGCGUCCAGCCUGCCGGGUGCAAACACGGAUCCAGAGCAGCCUUCUGGACCUGACGGAGACGGGCCGAGGCCUGAAGGUGCAGGCGGAGAAGCCCCACCUGGUGAGCCUGGGCAGCGGCCGCCUCAGCACGGCCAUCACUCUCCUGCCUCUGGAAGAAGGCAAAACGGUGCUGGGCUCCGCCACGGGGGACAUUGUGCUCCAGGGCUCUGGGGUGGAAGCCAAGCACUGCUUCAUUGAGAACUCCCACGGGACCCUCACGCUGCACCCCUGCGGCAACCCCUGUGCCAUAGACGGCCUGGCAGUCACACACCCCACGCGCCUCUCCCAAGGAUGCAUGAUCUGCCUGGGCCAGUCGACGUUCCUUCGGUUCAACCACCCGGCGGAGGCCAAGUGGAUGAAGAGCAUGGUUCCCGGAGGGGGCCGGAGCCCUGCAGCCCAGCACGAACCCAGGCCAGAGUCGCAGCGCCUGGUGAAUGGCAACCAGGAGCCCGCCCAGCCCUCCCGCCACCGGCACAGCGCCCUCGUCAGCUCCAUCGAGCGGGACUUGCAGGACAUUAUGGACUCCCUGGUGCUGGAGGAAGAAGGCAGCCCUGCCAAGCACCUGCCCGGCAGCGCCACCUCCCCGCUCUCCUCCUCCUCCUCCUCCUCCCCCCUGGUCAACGGCAGGGGCGGGCGCUGCCUCCUCUCCCCGCCCCAGAGCCCUGGCGCCAUGUCUGUGGGCUCCAGCUACGAGAACACCUCGCCCCCCUUCUCCCCGCUCUCGUCUCCCGCCAGCAGCAGCAGCUGCAUGAGCCACUCGCCCGGCAGCCAGGAUCCGGCCCCUGCCCUGCCUCCAGUGGUGCCCGUCCGCUCUUCCAGCUACAACCAUGCCCUGUUGACGGCGCCCCCCGGCGGGCCUGGCGCGGAGCCCUGCGGCAGCCCUGGGGGCUUGAGCCCCGCGCGGGGGCCCGGGAGCCCGAGGACGGCACGGCGAGCGGUGCGGGACAGCCCCCCGCCCAGUCGCAGGGCUCGGCCUCCGGCGGAGAGUCCCCGUUCCGGCCAGCGGGGCUCCCCGCCGCCUCUGCUGCCCGGCGGCCUCGGCGAGGCUGUGGCUGGGAGCCCCCAGGGGCUGCACCCGGGCAGUCCAUGCUCCACCCCCAAGUGCCAGCCUGCCUCGGCGCGGCGGGCCAAGGGGACAGCUCUGCAGGAGAGGCCCCCCAGCCCCUUCCGGGAGGGCAGGGACGUGCCCGCCAGCCCCUCCCGCCAAGGGACGGCGAAAGGCUUCCAGGCCGCAGAAGGGGCUGGGGCGGCGCCUGGCCGGGCACUGCAGCCCCCCGAGAGCCCCCGCCUAGGCAGGCGGACUCUGCCUCCCCCCAGCCCGGUCCUCUCCCGCCGCGCGGCGGCCGGAUCUCCCCAGGCCAAAGCCUCCGAGAGCCCCUGUGCCUGGCGGAGGGAGCCCCCCGAGGACCCUCCUGCCCCCGGGGCGGCCUCCUGCCUGCGGAGGGGCCGCAGCCCUUCGCCCACCCUGCUCCUGGGAGAAGCGGCCCGGCGCAGGCCCGGCUGUGGAACAGGCCUGAGCCCCGCCUACAGCCUGGGCUGCCUCAGCCUGCCCUCCGCCUCGCCCCACCAGAGCCCCCGGCUGCGCCGCAAGCUCUCCGGGGACCUGCCGCUGCCGGGGCCCCUGCGGGAGCGCAAGCAGAGCAUCUCGGAGCUGGGCGGCGACCAGGGGGGCCUGCUGGAGUACCACCGGCGGCAGCACCAGGAGCGGCUGCGGGAGCAGGAGAUGGAGCGGCUGGAGCGCCAGCGGCUGGAGACCAUCCUGAGCCUGUGUGCCGAGUACACACACAGCGAUGGCGCGGGGGGCUCAGAGCACCCCACCUUCCCCAGCGGGGCCGAAGACGGGGCUGCCUUGGCCGGCAGGAGGCCCUCCAGGGGCCCUUCCGGCCUGGAGCCCUCGGAAGAGGAGCACCUGCAGGAGGAGAGCAGCAGCACGGAGAGUGCCGGCCACGAGCACGAGGAGCCGCCCAGCGCCAAAGCGGCCCAGCUGGAGGAGGAGCGCGCCUUCGCCCUGGCCACCAUCGACCAGCUCAAGGGCCGCGCCCAAGAGCUGGAGCAGCAGCUGCAGGAGACCGCCCAGGAGGCGGAGAUGGAGAGGGCCCUCCUGCAGGGGGAGCGGGAGGCCGAGCUGGCCCAGCUGCAGCAGGAGCAGAAGAGGGCGCAGCAGCUGCAGGAGCAGCUCUCUGGCCUGGACGCCUCCAUCCGCCGCGACCGGGAGAAGGAGAGAGCAAAGGUUGAUGCUGAAAGGAAGGAGCUGGAGCGGCUGCAGGUGCUGUACUCUGAGCUCCAGAGCCAGCUUGAGAACUGCCCUGAGUCAAUGCGGGAGCAGGUGCAGGAGCAGGUGCAAAGGGAGGCGGAGGCCCUGGAGGUGGAGGCCAAGCUCUUCGAGGACCUGGAGUUCCAGCAGCUGGAGCAGGAGAGCCGCCUGGAGGAGGAGCAGGAGCUGCUCAGCCAGCAGCUGAUGCGCAGCCAAGCCGAGAGCCGCUGCAGCCUGGCCCGCAGGAAGGAGCGCGUGGCAGCCUUGGAGAGCCAGGCCGGCCAGAUCCGGCUGCAGGCGGCCCAGGAGGUGGAGCGGCUGAGCAGAGAGAAGAGCGCCACCCUGCUGCUGCUGCAGAAGGAGAAGGAGGCCCUCCUGAUGCUCGAGAGACGGUACUGCGCGCUCACAGGUGCCCCCGGCUUCCCCAAGGCCUCCACAGCCUUCCGAGAGGAGUCGCUUCCUUUCUCUGGGCUGGAGUGGGGAGCUGACGUGGCCGGCAGCCCCCCCCUCCCCGCAGCCCCCUCCUCCCUGCAGCUGAGCCCAGAGACGCUGGAGUACGUGACAACUGACCAGCUGGCAGCGAUCCUGGGCAGCGUCAGGGCGGCCGUAGGGCUCGCCCCCCCGCCCAGCUCCCCCACUGCGGACCCAGCUGCUCCUGCCCUGCCGGGGCGGCUCUUCUCCUCGGCCAGUUGCACCCAGGUCUAUCGCUCCAAGAUGGACAGCUGUCCUGGCAGCCUGCCUGGGGCGAAAGGCAGCCGCGCCUCCUCCCAGCCCAGCAGGGCCGCCCUCGGGCACAGCCCCCCACCCAAGAAGGUGCUGCCCCCGGCAAGUGGCACCGGCAGCCUCCCACGCCAGCUGGCCAGCACCCUCCAGGACAUUGAGAGCAAGCGCCAGCAGGCCCUCCAGCAGAAAGGGCAGCAGGUGAUAGAGGAGCAGCGGCGGCGGCUGGCGGAACUGAAGCAGAAGGCAGCCGCCGAGGCGCAGUCCCAGUGGGAGGCCCUCCACGCGCAGCCCCCCCUCCUCUCCCCGCCCUCGCGCUCCCCCCUCAUGCCCCACUCCAUCCUCCAUCCUCACCCCCCGGGGGGCUUGGGCCUGCGUGCCCACCCCCACGAGCAGGAGCAGCACCCCUACGACACCCUCAGCCUGGAGAGCUCCGACAGCUUCGACACCAACCUCUCCGCCAGCGGCAACUCCGCCUGCUCGCCCGACAACGUCUCCAGCACCAGUGGGGCCGACGCAGGGAAGAUCGAGGAGAUGGAGAAGAUGCUGAAGGAGGCGCAUGCGGAAAAGUCCCGCCUGAUGGAGUCGCGGGAGCAGGAGAUGGAGCGGCGGCAGCAGGCCCUGGAGGAGGAGCGGCGGCGGCGGGAGCAGCUGGAGCGGCGGCUGCAGGAUGAGACCGCCCGGCGGCAGAAGCUCAUCGAGAAGGAGGUCCGGAUGCGAGAGAAGCAGUUUGCCCAGGCACGGCCCCUGACCCGCUACCUGCCCAUCCGCAAAGAGGACUUUGACCUGCGCUCGCACAUCGAGUCCUCCGGCCACUGCGUGGACACCUGCAGCCACGUCCUCCUGUCGGAGAAGAUGUGCAAGGGCUACCUGGUCAAGAUGGGCGGCAAGGUCAAGUCCUGGAAGAAGCGCUGGUUCGUCUUUGACCGCCUGCGCCGCACCUUCUCCUACUACGUGGACAAGCACGAGACGAAACUCAAGGGCCUCAUCUACUUCCAGGCUAUCGAGGAGGUUUACUUCGACCACCUGCGGAGCGCGGCCAAGAAGGGAUUCUUCUCUCUCAGCCUGGCCAGUCACCUAGCAGACUUUCUCCCUGCUCCCUUCAGCAGAGAGAGUCCCAACCCAGCGCUCACCUUCUGCGUCAAGACCCACGACCGGCUCUACUACAUGGUGGCCCCCUCGGCCGAGGCCAUGCGCAUCUGGAUGGACGUCAUUGUGACGGGCGCCGAGGGCUACACCCAGUUCCUGAACUGAGCCGCCCAGGGGCCCGGACUGCGGCUGCUGCUGGCUGGCUGGGGGCCGGGGCGGGGCGGGGGGAGGCCGCCUCGGUGGGGCUGGCGAUGCCAAAGACGCCCCCAGUCUCCACACACUCUCUUCCUCCAGCUGCUGCUGCUGGCGGGGGGGGGGAGGCAGGGGCUGGGUGCCCCCCCACCUCUGCACCAGACACGGGCCCCGCUCCUGCAAGCCUCCCUCCUGGGGGGCCCGUUGCUGGCACUCCGUCGUCACCCACCACCAUGUGCCUUGUGUGGGGCGGGGGGGGGCAGAGCGGCCCCAGGGAACGGGGGCUCCAGCCGUGCAUGGCGUACGCUGAAGAGCGGGAGGCGGAGGAGAGAAUAAACAAGCCUUUUACGUAA
Hemicordylus capensis (graceful crag lizard) is the source of this 5073-nucleotide messenger RNA. RefSeq names its product pleckstrin homology like domain family B member 1 (gene PHLDB1). Gene Ontology annotation, molecular function: protein binding. The coding region runs from base 401 to 4693 and encodes 1430 amino acids. Gene Ontology annotation, biological process: regulation of microtubule cytoskeleton organization. Lineage: Eukaryota; Metazoa; Chordata; Lepidosauria; Squamata; Cordylidae. The transcript has 25 exons. The record is from RefSeq and is a predicted model, not a curated record. Gene Ontology annotation, cellular component: basal cortex.